Molecule: messenger RNA, 1726 nt
Organism: Sceloporus undulatus (fence lizard)
Lineage: Eukaryota; Metazoa; Chordata; Lepidosauria; Squamata; Phrynosomatidae
Gene: CX3CR1
Product: C-X3-C motif chemokine receptor 1
Exons: 4
Coding region: 389-1459 (356 amino acids)
Biological process (GO): immune response; G protein-coupled receptor signaling pathway; chemotaxis
Cellular component (GO): membrane
Molecular function (GO): chemokine receptor activity
Source: RefSeq, a predicted model, not a curated record
AAUGGUUACUUACAGCAUCUCCAGUCAGAGAUCUGACUGCAGCAUAAAGCUGACAGCCAGGUAACCAUCCAGACUGGAAGAGAAGCAAAUUCAUUUUAUUAAGGUGGAGUGUAUUAAGCUGCUGGAAUUUGUUUUUCUUCCUGUUGUUUGCAUCUUGACUCAAAUCCAGCAAAAUAAAUUCAGACUUUCUCCUGAACGUGUGAUCUAUGCAGGUUUUGUCUCAAGUCCAAGUCUCCAGGAAGGAUGGGCUGUGAUUCCAUCGUUUGUAUUUAAACCCAGAAUUAUGGAAGAAACUGCUGGCAAAACUUUGUGAGUCAGGUGAAAGCUUUUGGAAAGAGCUGAAAACCAUUUUGAAAAGACAGGAUAUUAUACUGUGGUUUGUGCAUUCAUGAUGGCUGGAGAAAAUACUAUAGUGAGCACUACUGAGUUUGUCUAUGAGGAUGUGGCAUCUCCAUGUGAUAAAGGGGAUAUUCAGAUACUUGGAAAACUCUUUCUGCCUAUCCUGUAUGCUGUUGUAUUCACCAUUGGGUUAGUUGGAAAUUUCCUGGUGAUUUUUACCAUUGUGAGAAGUGGUCACCAAAAGAGCAUCACUGACAUAUUUCUCUUGAACUUGGCCAUCUCUGAUCUUCUAUUUGUAAUAUCUCUUCCUUUUUGGGCUUCUUACAUCAUACAUGAAUGGACACUUGGAAACCUUUCCUGCCAGAUAGUUUCCUCUUUCUAUACUGUGGGCUUCUUCGGGGGCCUGUUCUUCAUCACUGUCAUAAGCAUUGAUAGGUACCUGGCUAUUGUCCAUGCAACAUAUGUUAUGAAAGCCAGAACUGUUCCCCGUGGAUGUCUCACCAGCAUUGCAGUAUGGGCCCUGGCAGUUUUAUUUGCAGCCCCUCACUUUGUGUUCAUCCAAAAGUCAGAGAAUAAAUGUACUUCUGUGUAUCCGGAACAUCUUGAGAAGAUCUGGCCAGCAUUCAGCUACAUGGAAAUAAAUGUUAUUGGGUUCCUUCUCCCAAUGUGUAUCAUAAGCUUCUGUUAUUUAAGCAUAAUCAAAACCUUGUUGUCCUGCAAAAACAACCGGAAAAAAAGAGCCGUGAAGCUGAUUUUAACAGUAGUGAUUGUGUUUUUUCUAUUCUGGACUCCAUAUCAUGUGUCACUUUUUCUGCAGAUAUUAAGGUUCUAUGACUUCUUUGAGACCUGCACCUCCUUAAGGCUUUUAGAGUACAUCAUGCAUGUAACUGAACCACUAGCUUUCAGCCAUUGCUGUCUUAAUCCAAUUAUCUAUGCUUUCGCUAGUGAAAAAUUCAGGAAAUACCUUUCCCACUUUGUUCUCAAAUGUCUCUCUUUUGUUGGUUUUUGUGGGCCUUGUAAUAAGUAUCGUGGCACAGCUCCUAUUCCUGUUCCAGAAACUGCCUUGACCAGCAACCAGACCCAGAAUAGCAGUUACCAAGAUGGCUCUGUGUUACUCUGAGUGUUUAAUAGUAGAUUGUAUAGGAUUACAUGUAAUAUACUUAGUGUGGAGCUAUAGUUUUGCCUAAUGCAUGCAAAGGCCUUGUUUGUCUGGCUGUUCCUGAAAAAGCAAUAAUAACUGACCAUAGCAUAUUUGCAUUUAUGGAGUUUAUCGCAUGGGAUGGAUACUGUGCAGAAAUGGGAUUUAAAAAUCCAGACAAAACCCGCAAAAGUGGGUUAAUUUUCAGAGUUAAUAAGCAAUAAUGUGACAUUAACCCUAACAAAAGCU